Messenger RNA from Knipowitschia caucasica, 288 nucleotides. NCBI's taxonomy places the organism in Eukaryota, Metazoa, Chordata, Actinopteri, Gobiiformes, Gobiidae. The record is from the annotation of a GenBank genome assembly.
AUGUUGUUCUACAGGAUCUCCUACCAGGACACCAACUCUAUUCCAGCUGAAGAGCGCCUGUCCAUCUGUCUGUGGUUUCUUGCCACUGGGGACUCCUACAGGACCAUUGCGGGGAGCUUCAGAGCGGGCAUAUCCACCGUCUCCAUGCUCAUCCCAGAUGUGGUGGCAGCCAUCUGGGACUGCCUCGUGGAGGAGUUCAUGGCUGUGCCUGGAGCAGAGGAGUGGAGGGGCGUGGCCACACCACUAAAGAGCAAGUUCAAGGACGGAGCGGUGGAAUCCGUUUUCUAA